This is a messenger RNA of Botrytis sinoallii, 1256 nucleotides long. RefSeq lists its product as uncharacterized. Lineage: Eukaryota; Fungi; Ascomycota; Leotiomycetes; Helotiales; Sclerotiniaceae. The transcript has 5 exons. The record is from RefSeq and is a predicted model, not a curated record. Bases 1 to 1212 code for a protein of 403 amino acids.
AUGGUUUCAAUCCUCCCAGAUGGAAUGUCCAACAUGGAGGCAACUGUUUCGUUUUUUAUCAUAGACAUAAUAGCCCUCAUUUUACGCGUCAUUUCCAGGAUACAAACAAAGGGUACGACGACAACCGGGCGAUUCAUCCGCUAUGAUGACUGGUGGAUUCUCGCAGCCUAUCUGAUGUUUGCUUCGCAUUGUAUUGUGAUCAUUUGCGGCGAGUACAUACAAUCACCAGAGCUGAUAAUAUCAGGCACCCUCGAGCCAUAUCUAGUCAUGGAUCCAGGUCAUCGAUUGAAAAUGCUCGAGGUAGAGUCUCACAUACAAUCUUGCUUCUUUGUUAGUCCUGAGUUGACACUCAUGCAGUUGUUAUGGAUUGGCAGCAUCCACUUUCCCUUCAUCAUCACGGCCGUUAAAAUCUCAAUAUUAUGCAUGUACCGCUCUCUAUUCAAAACGACCCCAAACCUCAUUCGAUGCGUGGAUAUAACAAUGGGUUUAUGCACAAUAUGGUUCAUAAUCACUGUAUGCUUGACGGUGUUCGGGUGCACACCUAUCAAAGCAGCAUAUAAUCUAGCCCUUAGACUUGAACCCACCACACAUUGCAUUCCAUACGGAGAGAUAGUUCUUGGCUUUGAGCUACCCAAUGCAAUCUUGGAUGUGAUUAUUCUAGCCUUGCCUUUUUUCGUCAUCAGAGACCUACAUGUCCCUAUACGGAAGAAGGUGCUCUUGUUCUUGGUUUUUUUGGUUCGGUGGGUUGUAAGUAAUUUCGUCCUUUCAACGAUCGUUAUUGUGACAUGCAUACUACGCAUAGCAUACUCAUAUCAGCCUCAUGAUCCAGAGCAUUUUUCUGGAUUCUCGACUGCGAACGAGUGGUUGAUGAUUGAGGAAGGUAGCGCUAUUUUAGGAGCCUGCGUUCCGACAUUUCGACCCAUACUCAAAACUUAUUUUAAACUUCCAAAAUCUGUUAGCGACUGGUUCUCUUCGACGCUGGGUGCCUCAACAUUAGCGAGCAAAUUCUCCAAAAAUCAUUCGCGAAUCAAAACUCAACCAAGUCAAUUGAACGAUCGAUCUGGACCCUCAUAUCAGUUGGAAAAGCUAUCAACAGCCCAUCUUCAGCGUGGAAGAGAAUGGCAGAACCAAGACCUCGACACAGAUUCGGAUGAAAGCCCACUGGUUGACAAUAGGAUUUGGGUCACAAGGCAUAUCACAACUACCAAAUAGACAAAUUGAUCAGAACUAGGUUCUGUUAAUAAUAUUAUAAUUCC